ACACAUACAUUGUGUGUGUGUGUGUGUGUGUGUGUGUGUAGCAGAGACCCCUAUAGAGGAGUUUGCUCCUACCCCAGCAUUCCCGGCGCUGCAGUACCUGGAGUCUGUUGACCUGGAGGGCGUGGCCUGGAGGGCGGGGCUACGCACUGGGGACUUCCUUAUUGAGGUAAAUGGUAGUGAUGUGGUGAAGGUGGGCCAUAGACAGGUCGUGGCGCUGAUCCGUCAGGGAGGAAGUCAGCUGCUGAUGAAGGUCGUUUCAGUCACACGCAAACCUGAGUCCGACUUAGUCCGUAAGAAAGCACCUCCUCCGCCUAAGAGAGCACCCAGCACGUCGCUCACACUGCGCUCCAAAUCUAUGACGUCUGAACUGGAAGAGAUAGCCUCUGCCAGGAGGAGACGAGGGGACAAGCUGGACGAGAUGUUGACUGGGUCCCAGGAGGUGAUGAUGAGAAAAUGCCCCUUGGAGGCGGACUACAGAGCGGCCACCGUGAAGCAGCGGCCAACCAGCAGACGAAUUACUCAGCAAGAGAUCAACUCUUUGUUUGAGCGGCAGGGCCUGCCUGUUCCUCCAGGGGUUUCCCUGGGUCUGGAGAAAGCCACCAUGCAGCUGCCUCGUGGAAUGUCUCGGACCAAGUCCUUCGGUGCACCAGAGGAUGACAGGAUCUCUGCACUGAUUGGAGAGCAUCGGUUUCCAAGGAGCUCUUCGAUGACUGAUAGUUUCAUACCUCCUCCUCCCCAGACUGCCCCCCCUCCUCCCCCUUCCCACUACUUCCUGGACUCUGGCCCGCCGCCGGCCUUCUGCCCUCCACCUCCCCCGCAGCGAGCAGCCGAUCAAUCACACUCUAGCUUCAAGCCGGGGGCGGAACCUAGGCUGCACGAGGUCUGUGAUUCGCCAACGUCUCGGAGCCAUGCAGAGCGGCAGAGGAAAGCUCGCUCCAUGAUCAUCCUGCAGGACUCACCUGUACCAGGCUAUCUACCUGCAGAGUCUUCCCCCCUAGGCCGACCUGCUGGGGCUACAGCAGGGCUGGGCCUGUCCCGGCCCAGCCCUGUUGUCUCCCCCAGCCCCCUCUCCAGAACCAGCCCUGCCCCCAGCCCCCUCUCCAGAACCAGCCCUGCCUCCAGCCCCAGCCCCCUCUCCAGAACCAGCCCUGCCCCCAGCCCUAACCCUCCAGGGGAGCGCAGCAGCAACAGGAGGCGUGGCCGACCAGUAGAGAACCCGUAUGCCAACGUGGGUCAGCUGCCUGCCCCCCCCAGCAAGCCUCAGCGUCGCAAGUCUCCGCUCCUCAAACAGCUGCAGGUGGAGGAGGGGCCCAGCAGGGCAGAGCUAUACCAGCAGCAGGUGCUCACUGAGCGUGCUCAGAUACGGGUCACGCCCCCUCAGGGCCGUAGGUCCUCCUUCUUCCUGUCUGUGGAGGGAGGGGGUUCAGAGCCCCCUCCCAUCUUACUGACCCAGUCCCACUCUGUAGAUGACCUGGGGGAGCUGCCCCCCCCCAUCCCCGUCCUCUCCCCCUCCUCCUCCCCCCACUCCACCUUUCUCCACCCACUGACAGGCAAGCCUCUGGACCCCUCCUCCCCCCUCGCCCUGGCCCUCGCUGCCCGCGAACGAGCUCUCACUGCACGCACACCCAGCCCUGAACCCAGAACCAAACACGCACACUCAUCUAGACCCGAGCCCAGGCCCAAACAUGCACACUCACCCAGCCCCGAGCCCAGGCCCAAACAUGCACACUCACCCAGCCCCGAGCCCAGGCCCAAACAUGCACACUCACCCAGCCCCGAGCCCAGGCCCAAACAUGCACACUCACCCAGCCCCGAGCCCAAACGAACCCCUCCUCCCCUGACCAGCCCUGAGCUCCGACACAAACGUAUCAACCCACCCAUAUUCCUUGACGGACAGCUGGAGCGGCCAGUCGUAGAGCGGCCAGAGACAGAAGGCGGAGUCACAUCUCCUGCUGUGCCCUCCCCCGAGCGUUGGCAGACUAUGCCCCUCCCUCCCAUCAGUCAGGUGACCAUCAAUAUAACCAAUGAAAGCCAGCUGGCAGGACGGGGUCUGGGGGAAGAGCUGAUUGAGGCGCUGCAUGGACAAUUACAGAGGAGGAGAAGUCUGACCGUUGGCAGCUCAGAGGAGGAGGGGGGUUCUUAUACGGUAACCCAGGGCCAAUUAGAGAGGAGGAAUAGUCUGGAGGGCGGGCCUUACACAGUGACCCUGCCCCCUGCACUGCUGUCAUCCAGUGAUGAGGAGACGAGGGAGGAGCUUCGUAAGAUUGGUCUGGUGUCUCCUCCCCUGGUGUUUGCCACGCCCCCCUCCCCCACCCAGCCCCCCUCCUCCCUCAGCCUGUCACCACGAAGACCCCAGGCAGGUGAGGGCGGGGGAGGAGGGGAGUCAGCUCCAGACUCAGGGAUGGAGGAGGGAGACCCUCACAUAGAGAACACCUUAUCCCCAAGCAGCACCCCGGCCCCCAGCCUGCCCCCCACCCUGCCCUCCCCAGAACGCCCCCAGCCUUUCCCUGCCACCCCGAAAACCCUGCCCUCCACCACCUCAGACCCCCAGAGCCUGAAGCCCAGGCUGCGUUCUCCCCUGGGCCGUGGUCGCUCUGCUCUCAGGGAUCCUCUACUGAAACAGUCUUCAGACAGCGAUCUGCUUCCAUCUGGCUGUGGACCUGGACGCCCACCACCCUACCUCUUCCAGAGGAGAUCCAAACUUUGGGGGGAGGUGUCCGAGUCUCGGCCCAGGCAGAGUAGUCCUGAAGAGGGCAGGCCGACUGCCGUGGGGGGUGGUGGGCUGGAGCUGGCCUCACGUCUCCAGUUACUCAGUAAAGACUCCCACUCACUCGGAGAGGAGCCUGCAGGACUGCUGGACCCUGGACACAGGUCCCCUGUGGGCGGAGCAAGGUUGUUUAGUAGUCUUGGGGAUGUCCACACCAUCUCCCAGAGAGGUUUUGGUGGCACCACCUACACAGUCCGACCGGGGAGCCGCUACCCAAUCACACCUCGCCGCAGUCCCAGUCCCUCCCCCUCACCUGCUCCUGUCCUCUCCCCAGACAGGUCAGAGGUCAGUUCUGGGCGGGGCUUUGGCCUUAGCUCCUCCCAUCACCACCACACCAUCCUCAAGUCGUCUAGCCUCAGCUUGCCUUCGGAGCCCAAGGAGGUCCGCUUCGUAAUGCGGAGUGCCAGCGCUCGAACCCGUUCCCGCUCGCCCUCCCCCUCCCCCCACGCCUCCCCCUGCCCCUCCCCCGUACUGGGCUCCCCCCUGCUCGCCCUGCGGCCGUGGCGCCAACGCCCUCUAGCUCUGUGGAGUAAGUAUGAUGUGGGAGACUGGCUGGAGAGUGUUGGUUUGGCAGAGCAUCGUGCCCGCUUCCAGGAGCAUGAGAUUGAGGGUUCCCACCUCCCUGCCCUCACCAAGGAUGACUUCGCUGAACUGGGCGUGACACGAGUCGGACACCGCAUGAACAUUGAGAGAGCGCUCCGACAACUGCUGGACAACUGAACCUCUAACCCCUGAUAUCACUGAAGGACUGUCACACCUGGACCCUAACCCUCUGUGGAGGUAUUCUGACAGCACCAGUGGCUGUAACCUGGCAACACCAGUGGCUGUAACCUGGCAACACCAGUAACCUGGCAACACCAGUGGCAGUAUGCUUUCAGACGUCUAUUUUCCAAAGACAGCAUCACAUGGAGUUGAGCAUUUAGUAUGAACUUUUUAUGAAUAUACAAGUAAAUACCUCCUCCAUCGAAAUAUCUACAAUAUCGACAUAUUUUCCAAUAAUGAAAUUGAUGAUAAAUGUUUAUUAGGAAUAGAUAUAUUUAAAUCAAAUGGUGUGUUUCAGAACAACUUUAUUCUGUUUAGGGACCCUGUUAUUAUCCUACCCUGUUAUUAUCCUACCCUACCCUGUUAUUAUCCUACCCUACCCUGUUAUUAUCCUACCCUGUUAUUAUCCUACCCUACCCUGUUAUUAUCCUACACUGUUAUUAUCCUACCCUACCCUGUUAUUAUCCUACCCUACCCUGUUAGUCUACUACAUGACCCUGUUAUUAUCCUACCCUGUUAUUAUCCUACCCUACCCUGUUAGUCUACUACAUUACCCUGUUAUUAUCCUACCCUGUUAUUAUCCUACCCUACCCUGUUAGUCUACUACAUUACCCUGUUAUUAUCCUACCCUGUUAUUAUCCUACCCUACCCUGUUAGUCUACUACAUUACCCUGUUAGUCUACUACAUUACCCUGUUAGUCUCCUACCCUACCCUGUUAGUCUACUACAUUACCCUGUUAGUCUACUACAUUACCCUGUUAGUCUAUUACAUUACCCUGUUAGUCUAUUACAUGACCCUGUUAUUAUCCUACCCUGUUAUUAUCCUACCCUACCCUGUUAGUCUACUACAUUACCCUGUUAGUCUACUACAUUACCCUGUUAGUCUAUUACAUUACCCUGUUAGUCUAUUACAUGACCCUGUUAUUAUCCUACCCUGUUAUUAUCCUACCCUACCCUGUUAUUAUCCUACCCUACCCUGUUAUUAUCCUACCCUACCCUGUUAGUCUACUACAUUACCCUGUUAGUCUACUACAUUACCCUGUUAGUCUACUACAUUACCCUGUUAGUCUAUUACAUUACCCUGUUAGUCUACUACAUUACCCUGUUAGUCUACAACAUUACCCUGUUAUUCUACUACAUUACCCUGUUAGUCUACUACAUUACCUUGUUAUUAUCCUACCCUACCCUGUUAGGCUACUACAUUACCCUGUUAUUAUCCCACCCUACCCUGUUAGUCUACUACAUUACCCUGUUAGUCUACUACAUGACCCUGUUAUUAUCCUACCCUACCCUGUUAGUCUACUACAUUACCCUGUUAGUCCACUACAUGACCCUGUUAUAAUCCUACCCUACCCUGUUAGUCUACUACAUUACCCUGUUAGUCUACUACAUUACCCUGUUAGUCUACUACAUGACCCUGUUAGUCUCCUACAUUACCCUGUUAGUCUACUACAUUACCCUGUUAGUCUACUACAUGACCCUGUUAUUAUCCUACCCUACCCUGUUAGUCUACUACAUUACCCUGUUAGUCUACUACACUACCCUGUUAUUAUCCUACCCUACCCUGUUAGUCUACUACCCUACCCUGUUAUUAUCCUACCCUACCCUGUUAGUCUACUACAUGACCCUGUUAGUCUCCUACAUUACCCUGUUAGUCUACUACAUGACCCUGUUAUUAUCCUACCCUACCCUGUUAGUCUACUACAUGACCCUGUUAUUAUCCUACCCUACCCUGUUAGUCUACUACAUGACCCUGUUAUUAUCCUACCCUACCCUGUUAGUCUACUACAUGACCCUGUUAGUCUACUACAUUACCCUGUUAUUAUCCUACCCUAACCUGUUAUUCUACUACAUUACCCUGUUAUUAUCCUACCCUACCCUGUUAUUAUCCUACCCUACCCUGUUAGUCUCCUACCCUACCCUGUUAUUAUCCUACCCUACCCUGUUAGUCUACUACAUGACCCUGUUCUUAUCCUACCCUACCCUGUUAGUCUACUACCCUACCAUGUUAUUAUCCUACCCUACCCUGUUAGUCUACUACAUUACCCUGUUAGUCUCCUACCCUACCCUGUUAGUCUACUACAUUACCCUGUUAGUCUACUACAUGACCCUGUUAGUCUACUACAUUACCCUGUUAUUAUCCUACCCUACCCUGUUAGUCUACUACAUUACCCUGUUAGUCUCCUACCCUAACCUGUUAUUCUACUACAUUACCCUGUUAUUAUCCUACCCUACCCUGUUAGUCUACUACCCUACCAUGUUAUUAUCCUACAUUACCCUGUUAGUCUACUACAUUACCCUGUUAUUAUCCUACCCUACCCUGUUAGUCUACUACAUUACCCUGUUAGUCUACUACAUGACCCUGUUAGUCUACUACAUUACCCUGUUAGUCUCCUACAUUACCCUGUUAGUCUACUACCCUACCCUGUUAGUCUACUACAUUACCCUGUUGUCUAACAUGUUAGUCUACUACGUUAGUCUCCUGCAUUACCCUGUUAGUCUACUACAUGACCCUGUUAGUCUCCUACCCUACCCUGUUAGUCUACUACAUUACCCUGUUAGUCUCCUACCCUACCCUGUUAGUCUCCUACAUUACCCUGUUAGUCUACUACAUUACCCUGUUAGUCUACUACAUUACCCUGUUAUUAUCCUACCCUACCCUGUUAGUCUACUACAUUACCAUGUUAGUCUACUACAUUACCCUGUUAGUCUCCUACAUUACCCUGUUAGUGUCCUACCCUGCCCUGUUAGUCUACUACAUUACCCUGUUGUCUAACAUGUUAGUCUACUACGUUAGUCUCCUACAUUACCCUGUUAGUCUCCUACAUUACCCUGUUAGUCUACUACAUUACCAUGUUGUCUAACCUGUUAGUCUACUACAUUACCAUGUUAUCUACCUUGUUAGUCUCCUACAUUACCCUGUUAGUAUCCUACCCUACCCUGUUAGUCUACUACAUCACCCUGUUGUCUAACAUGUUAGUCUACUACGUUAGUCUCCUGCAUUACCCUGUUAGUCUACUACAUUGCUAUGUUAGUCUCCUACAUUACCCUGUUAGUCUACUACAUUACCAUGUUGUCUAACCUGUUAGUCUACUACAUUACCAUGUUAUCUACCUUGUUAGUCUCCUACAUUACCCUGUUAGUCUACCCUAUUAGUCAACUACACUACCCUGUUAGUCUUCUACACUACCCUGUUAGUCUACCCUAUUAGUUUAAAACAUUAACCUGUUAGUCUACUACAUUACCCUGUUAGUCUACCCUAUUAGUCUACUACACUACCCCGUUAGUCUACUACACUACCCUGUUAGUCUACCCUAUUAGUCAACUACAUUACCCUGUUAGUCUACCCUGUUAGUUUAAUACAUUAACCUGUUAGUCUACUACAUUACCCUGUUAGUCUACUACAUUACCAUGUUAUUUACCAUGUUAGUCUCCUACAUUAUCAUGUUAGUCUACUACAUUACCCUGUUGUCUAACCUGUCAGUCUACUACAUUACCAUGUUAUCUACCCUGUUAGUCUACUACAUUACCCUGUUAGUCUACCCUGUUAGUUUAAUAGAUUACCCUGUUGUCUAACCUGUUAGUCUACUACAUUACCCUGUUAGUCUACCCUAUUGGCCUACUACACUACCCUGUUAGUCUACCCUGUUAGUUUAAUACAUUACCAUGUUAGUCUACUACAUUACCCUGUUGUCUAACCUGUUAGUUUACUACAUUAUCACGUUAGUCUACUGCAUUAUCAUGUUAGUAUACUACAUUACCUUGUUUGUCUACCAUAUUACCUUGUUAGUCUGCUACAUUACCAUGUUUGUUAAUCUUUGGCCUAAAUUUGUUUAUUCUGUCAGGAAGACGUCGAAUGAACCUCACUAGUAUACAUGUUUUAUAUGAAUUUUAAGCAAUGUUGACAGGAAAGUUUCCAGUAUAUGUUUUCUAAUAUCCCUAGCUACUGGUUUGUAUGGAUUUUAUACCUAUCUGUGAUGCUCUAAGGCAGAGUAAAAUGUUCAGAACAGUAUUUUUACAAAGAAGACGGUGCUACUUCACUAAAGCCAUCUGUACAGAGCAACCCUACGCCUAAACCUAACCCUAAACCUAGCACUAAACCUAACCCUAAACCUAGCACUAAACCUAACCCUAAACCUAGCACUAAACCUAAGCUUAAACCUAGCACUAAAACUAAACCUAAUCGUAAACCUAGCUAACACUAAUGCCUUGGGAUAUUACCAUGGUCCAAUAGCGCACGCACGCACGCACGCACGCACGCACGCACGCACGCACGCACGCACGCACGCACGCACGCACGCACGCACGCACACACAUACACACACACACACACGUACCACAGAUACAGGAAAUUCUAUAGUCACAUGACAGGGUACAGGAAGUUCCAGUUAGUCCAGUAGGGAAAGGCACCAGCAUGGUUCAUCUGCAGUGUUUUAAAAUGCAUUGUCAUGUAAAACAUUGAACCUCAUAAUCAAAUUUGUUCAGUCUUAUUUUUAUCUUCCUUCCAAAAAGUUCUUUAUUGUGCAGGAUUGCGCCCUCCCCUGUACUGGGUUAGGAUAGUACCCUCCCCAUCCCUGUACUGGGUUAGGAUAGUACCCUCCCCAUCCCUGUACUGGGUUAGGAUAGUACCCUCCCCAUCCCUGUACUGGGUUAGGAUGGUGCCCUCCCCAUCCCUGUACUGGGUUAGGAUGGUACCCUCCCCAUCCCUGUACUGGGUUAGGAUGGUACCCUCCCCAUCCCUGUACUGGGUUAGGAUGGUGCCCUCCCCAUCCCUGUACUGGGUUAGGAUGGUACCCUCCCCAUCCCUGUACUGGGUUAGGAUGGUGCCCUCCCCAUCCCUGUACUGGGUUAGGAUGGUACCCUCCCCAUCCCUGUACUGGGUUAGGAUGGUGCCCUCCCCAUCCCUGUACUGGGUUAGGAUAGUACCCUCCCCAUCCCUGUACUGGGUUAGGAUGGUGCCCUCCCCAUCCUUGUACUGGGUUAGGAUAGUACCCUCCCCAUCCCUGUACUGGGUUAAGGUUAGGUUACUGUAUGUAUUGAGUGGCAGUUUUGUUUGACAGAUUGUCAAGACUAUACGUUUUAUUCUGGUUGUGUUUUAAGACUGUACAUUUUAUUCUGGUUGUGAAGGAGGAACUCCCAUUUCUAUUUGAUGAUUAAUUAAGGUUAUAUUAUUAUUUGUCUAUUACAAUAAGGCUUGUUGAGUAUCUAGGUGUAUUACAUAGUGUGUUUUCUCUUUAAAGGGCCAUAUUCUCCUCCCUCAUGACACUAUCUAACCCUAACCCAAUAAGGGCUUGGUGAGGGCAUCCAGAUGUAUUAUUUCCAGGUGUAUGUACAGUUUAUUAGGUACACCCAUCUAGUACCGGGUCGGACCCCCAUUUGCCUCCAGAACAGCCAGAAUUCUUCGGGCAUGGAUUCUACAAGUCGGUAACGUUCCACAAGGAUGCUGACAUAAUAGCAUCACGCAGUUGCUGCAGAUUGGACGGCGGUCCACCACCACCAGCCUGUACAGUUGACACCAGCCAGGAUAGGUCCAUGGACACAUGCUGUUUAUACCAAAUCCUGACUCUGCCAUCAGCAUGGCGCAACAGGAACCGGGAUUCGUCGGACCAGGCAAUAUUUUUUACACUUCUCAAUUGUCCAGUGUUGGUGAUGGCGUGCCCACUGGAGCCCUGUGUGGUCGUCUGCUGCAAUAGCCUAUCCGUGAAGGAUCGACGAGUCGUGUGUUCCGGAGAUGCCGUUCUGCACACCGCUGUUAUUUGUCUGUUUGUGGUCCGCUUGCGUGAUUCUUGCCAUUCUCCUUCGACUUCUCUCAUCUAUGGGCUGUUUUUGCCCACAGGACUGCCACCGACUGAAUGUUUUUUGUUUGUCAAACCAUUCUCCUUCGACUUCUCUCAUCAAUGGGCUGUUUUUGCCCACAGGACUGCCACUGACUGAAUGUUUUUUGUUUGUCAAACCAUUCUCGGUAAACCCUAGACACUGUCGCACGUGAAAAGCCUAGGAGGUCUGCUGUUUCUGAGAUACUGUAUCCGGCGUGCCUGGCACUGACGAUCAUUGCUUAGGUCUCUCGUUUUGCCUAUUCUAACGUUCAAUCAAACAGUAACUGAAUGCCUAUCUGCAUGCUUUAUAUAGCAAGCAACGGGCACGUUACUCACUGUCUGGAGCGAUCCGUUUUGGAGAACUAGGUGCUGUACCUAAUAAACUGGCUGAUGUAUAUCAAGGUGUAUCAUACCAUUGUUUUCCUCUGUAAGUGUUCUGUUCCUCUGGGGCCUGAUGACAUCCUUACAGGAACACCUGAGAUCUGACCGCUCUUUACAGUUUCUAACACAAUUUACUACUGAAAUGCCCAUGGUGUCUGUGUCAUUGUAUCGAUUAAUCAAAAAUGUUUGUAUGUACAGUCGCUAAUGAAAGAAUACACACCCUUUCAUAUUUCGCUGCCUUAAAAUUGUAUCUAAAAAGGGAUUACAUUAGAUUUUUCCCACCAAUCUACUCCACAUGUGUUAAGUGAAAGAAACAUGAUAGAAAAUGUUCCAAAUGAAUUAAAGCAUUAAAAUGAAUAUGUA
Messenger RNA from Salvelinus namaycush (lake trout), 10089 nucleotides. RefSeq names its product SH3 and multiple ankyrin repeat domains protein 3-like. The record is from RefSeq and is a predicted model, not a curated record. The annotation marks the transcript as partial. NCBI's taxonomy places the organism in Eukaryota, Metazoa, Chordata, Actinopteri, Salmoniformes, Salmonidae. The transcript is spliced from 9 exons. Gene Ontology annotation, molecular function: synaptic receptor adaptor activity; ionotropic glutamate receptor binding. Gene Ontology annotation, cellular component: postsynaptic density; dendritic spine; postsynaptic membrane.